Messenger RNA from Brugia malayi, 192 nucleotides. RefSeq lists its product as uncharacterized. The record is from RefSeq and is a predicted model, not a curated record. NCBI's taxonomy places the organism in Eukaryota, Metazoa, Nematoda, Chromadorea, Rhabditida, Onchocercidae. The coding region runs from base 1 to 192 and encodes 63 amino acids. The transcript is spliced from 2 exons.
AUGAACCAAAAUAUUACGAGCUUGUUUGUUGCAAAUGAAAUGAAUGGUAGGAAGUACGGUACAGUUGAAAAUAAUACAACAAUUAACAAAAAUCCUCGAUGGAAUAUUAGCUUUUUCACCGAAUAUUUUGACUGCGAAUGUUGGCAGAAAGUUGAAAAUAAUAAUUUCAAUUUCCAUAAAGAAACAAGUUAA